GUGAUUUCUCAGUGUCGUGAUUUGCUCGCUUAUUCCCCAUUCAUCUCAUUCUCCAACAUCUCGCUCUCUCUCUCUCUCUCUCUCGAUCCCAAUCACUACUCCAUCUCCAUCUCCAUCUCCAUCUUUGCUCACUCUUUCCAGUCCAAUUUAUGCCUGGAAAAUUUUGAGGGUCCUUCUGGUUUAUUGAGUAGUAGUGGAGUCUGCGAUCAAGCAUGAUAAAUGGCCUUGUAAUUUUUUGCUGAGUGAAGUUUGUCGUGCAGUCUCUGGAGAACUAAGUGAUGUUAGAUAUUUUGGUUACUGCCUCGCCUCCUUGGUCAUUUACUUAUACCUAACCCAUAAUAGUUAUAAUCAAGAUGAGUGAUGCUGUUGAUGAGCAGUCAUCUUCCUCAGGUAAUAGGAUGAAGAAGCAAGAGGUGUCCAAGUUCCCUUUAAGUAAAGAUAGUGCUUUAGGGUGUGACCUCUGGACAGAUGGGCUCAUUUGUGCUUUUGAAUUUAUUAGAGGCCACAGGUUGACUCAUAAAUCUGGUACAAGAGUAAUGCAGCAAAGAGACAAGCAAGAUAGAAACAAGCAAACUUAUAGAUCUGGACUGAGUAAUGUUUCUGCUCAAACCAUUAAGGGCAAUAGCUUGCCAGAAUCCACAUCUCUCAUUGACUUAAAUAACAGUACAACAAUCUCAGAUUCUGAUGAAAUUGUUCAUCCUGAUGAGAACAAAGAAAACCAUAAGAAUGUUAAGGAUCUAUCUCAUAGCCAUUGGAUCCCUAUUGGAUGGGCUAGGAUUUCAGAACUUGUUCAGAUGGUUCAAACAGAUGCUAGCUGGAAUUCUUGUCAGAUUGAUUUCACUGAUGAAGAGGAUGACAUUACUGUAGCUGAUGUUGCUGCUCCAUACUGGGAGCGCCCAGUUGGUCCAACAUGGUGGUGUCAUGUACAUCCAGGUCAUUCCUAUGUUGAGGCAUGGCUUAAUCAUGCUCAAUGGUUGCAUCCUGCCAUAAGUACUGCUCUAAGAGAUGAAAGUCGGCUUAUCAGUGAACGCAUGAAGCACCUAUUGUAUGAGGUUCCAGUCAGGGUUGCUGGAGGCCUUCUGUUUGAACUGUUAGGGCAGUCAGUUGGGGAUCCAUUUCGUGAUGAAGAUGACAUACCAAUUGUGCUUCGCUCUUGGAAAGCUCAAAACUUUUUGAUCACUGCGUUGCACGUCAAAGGUUCUGCAUCAAACAUAAAUGUGCUGGGCAUCACUGAAGUUCAGGAGCUGCUUCUCGCUGGUGGGAGCACAGCCCCCAAAUCAGUUCAUGAAGUCAUUGCGCAUUUAACUAGUCGACUUGCCCGAUGGGAUGAUAGAUUGUUUCGCAAAUAUGUGUUUGGAGCUGCAGAUGAAAUCGAAUUGAAGUUUGUGAAUAGGAGAAGCCACGAAGAUUUGAAUCUGCUGAGCAUAAUACUGAAUCAAGAAAUCAAAAGAUUAGCAACACAGGUCAUCAGAGUUAAAUGGUCAUUACAUGCAAGAGAGGAAAUUGUAUUUGAACUCAUCCAGCACCUGAGGGGAAAUGCCACGAAAGUGCUGUUAGAAGGAACUAAGAAGAAUACAAGAGAAAUGUUGGAGGAGCAGGAAGCAGUCCGUGGCCGGUUAUUUACUAUCCAAGACGUUAUGCAGAGCACUGUCCGUGCAUGGUUGCAGGAUCGAAGUCUUCGAGUUACCCACAAUUUGGCUGUUUUUGGCGGUUGUGGUCUGGUUCUAUCGAUAAUCACUGGUCUCUUUGGUAUCAAUGUGGAUGGAAUACCAGGAGCAGCAAAUACUCCAUAUGCAUUUGGUUUGUUUACGGCGAUUCUUUUCUUCAUAGGCAUCGUCCUGAUUUGUCUCGGCAUGCUUUAUCUCGGACUAAGAAAUCCAAUCACCGAAGAGCGGGUUAAUAUCAGGAAGCUAGAGCUCCAGCAACUAGUUUCUACAUUUCAGCAUGAUGCCGAAACUCAUGCAAAAGUUAGACAAGGUGUAUCAAGGCAUAAUUUACCACCAACCGCUGCAGAUAUGAUUGCAGAAACAGGGUAUGUUCUCAUUCCCUGAUUUUCUAUCAUUUUGCUCAUUCAGGAAUAAUUAGGAUUUUUUUAUUUGUUUUGAAAAGCGAUUUCGUUUGAGGAAAUAUCAAGGAUUUCUCUUAAGUUUAUGGUAAUGAAUUAAUUCAGGUGGAAAGAUUAUUGAGUUCACUGAUAAUUAAUUGUUUUACCUGAAUGAAGAAUACACAGGUAGAGA
Dioscorea cayenensis subsp. rotundata (Guinea yam) is the source of this 2237-nucleotide messenger RNA. RefSeq lists its product as uncharacterized. NCBI's taxonomy places the organism in Eukaryota, Viridiplantae, Streptophyta, Magnoliopsida, Dioscoreales, Dioscoreaceae. Gene Ontology annotation, cellular component: membrane. Gene Ontology annotation, molecular function: metal ion transmembrane transporter activity. Gene Ontology annotation, biological process: transmembrane transport; metal ion transport. Bases 354 to 2051 code for a protein of 565 amino acids. The transcript has 8 exons. The record is from RefSeq and is a predicted model, not a curated record.